Messenger RNA from Carassius carassius (crucian carp), 2494 nucleotides. It is a transcript of the gene ncstn, whose product is annotated as nicastrin. The record is from RefSeq and is a predicted model, not a curated record. Gene Ontology annotation, cellular component: membrane. NCBI's taxonomy places the organism in Eukaryota, Metazoa, Chordata, Actinopteri, Cypriniformes, Cyprinidae. Gene Ontology annotation, biological process: Notch receptor processing; protein processing. The coding region runs from base 98 to 2227 and encodes 709 amino acids. The transcript has 17 exons.
GAGCAGCAUCGAGUAUCACGCGACGAGCCAGAACCGGAACCGGAAGAAAACAAGAAAUCUGCCUCAGCUCGACACGGCUGAUCUGUAAACAAGGAAGAUGAAAGAUUUAAUACCAAUAAACUGGGUUAAACUUCUAAUCCCAGCUUUAUUCUACACAUGCGUGUGCUCCAGCUCAGUGGAACAGAAGAUCUAUGUGGAACUCAAUCAAACGGUUCCUUGUGUCCGGCUGCUGAACGCCACGCAUCAGAUCGGCUGCCAGUCGUCUAUGUCAGGAGAUACAGGAGUCCUUCAUGUGCUGGAGACCGAGUCAGACCUGGACUGGAUCCUCAGCUUAGGACCACAUCCUCCUUACAUGGUGAUCAUGGAGACGAGCUUCUUCAACAGGUCGGUCAUGAUGAGGAUGAAGAACUCCUCCAGAGUGGCUGGAGUGGCUGUGAUCGUCUCAAAAACAGGACUUGCUGAUAAUUUCUCACCUCACACGACCUGCCCAAACCAGAACACAGGUGUGUACAGUGAGAAUUAUGGCCCUGAUCUGGCGAACUGUAACGUGACCGUGUGGAAUCCCUUCGGGAACGGACUUUCCUACGAAGACUUCGCUUUCCCUGUGUUUGCUCUGAAAGAUGAGAAUCAGACUCAGGUCAUCCGUAAGUGUUACGAGGAUCAUAACCAGCGUGUGAAUGGAAGCGCUCCUCAGUAUCCUCUGUGUGCCAUGCAGCUCUUCUCACACAUGCAUGCUGUGACGGACACCGUGACCUGCAUGAGACGCACAGACCUGCAGAACCGAUUCAGUAUCAACCCAGAGGUCCUGUGUGACCCUCUGAGUGAUUUUAACGUCUGGACGUCCACUCGGCUGCUCAACAACAGCGCCAAGGGCCACGCAGCCAACGAGAGCGUCGUCAUCGCUGCGACACGACUCGACGGCAGGUCGUUUUUCUGGGAGCAGGCUCCGGCCGCCGAAGGAACCGUGUCUGGAAUCGUCACCCUAUUGGCCGCCAUUCAAGCACUCUAUCCUGUCACUCAAGAAGCCCCGCCCACUCGCAAUAUCUUCUUCAGCUUCUUCCAAGGGGAAGCCUUUGACUACAUUGGCAGCUCAAAAAUGGUGUAUGACAUGAAAAGAAAUGAUUUUGUUAUUGACUUGGACAAUGUGCACUCCAUGCUGGAAAUUGGGCAGGUCGGCCUGCACAGUGGGCGGAGCCUCUGGAUGCACUCUGACCCCAUAUCCCGCCGAGACAAGAGUGUGGACACAGAGGUGUCCGAGAUGAUGGCCAGGAUGCGGUCAGCUUCUGUUGGUCUGAACCUCACAGUGGAUGAUCUGACGGUCAGUCAGCCGCUGCCGCCCUCGUCCUUCCAGCGCUUCCUGCGAGAGAGACAGAUCCCAGGCCUGGUGCUGGCAGACCACAACACAUCAUUCAUCAACAGAUACUACGAGAGCAUGUACGACGACGCAGAGAACCUGAACGUGAUGUAUCCUCCCGGCCUGAGUCCAGACGAGCAGCUGGUGUACGAGACGGACGCAGCCAAGUCUCUGGCUGAAGUGGCCACACUAGUCGCUCGCUCACUCUAUGUCCAGGCCGGAGGAAACGAGAGCAACCUGAACAACAUCACCGCCGACCCCAAGAUUGUGGCUCAGUUGCUGUAUGGGUUUGUGAUUCAGAAGAAUAACAGCUGGUUUCGGUCGCUGCUGCCUCCUGAAGUCACCAAGAAAGGAGUCAACAGCCUCCUCAGUUCUGGUCCUCCUCAGUUCUACAUUGGUCUCGGUCCUCGUGUCCACGGUCCUGCUCACAGCGUCACACGCUUCGUUCAGUACAUCCUGGCUAACCUGACGGGAUCCGUCACCAACCUCACGGAGAGCCAGUGCCAGAAUCCCAGCGAGCUCAGCACUGAGAACAAAGACUUGUUCUCGUAUUUCUGGGUGUCUGGUCCGGCGUCGGUCAACAGCACCAGUGAGCCGUUCUGCGUCCGAGCAUCCGUGCGUCUCUCCAAAGCCGUGUCUCCUGCCUUCGAGCUUCUGGAGUACGGCUCUCGAAAUUAUUCCACAUGGACCGAGUCCCGCUGGAAGAGCAUCCGAGCGCGCAUCUUUCUAGUGGCCAGCAAAGAACUGGAGAUGUUAACACUGGGAGUGGGCGUGGCCGUGCUGCUGCUGUCUCUAUUGGUGACGUACUUCAUCAGCUCGAAGGCGGAGCUUCUGUUCAGCUCCGCCCGUGAAACCCCCACAACGACCUACUGAACAAAUCCAGAGUCCAGAAUCUCCAGCGGCUCAUUCAUGCAUUUCCCUAACACAGAAACACACUUCAGUUCACGACUAAUUUAUUCAGACCUGGCUGGAUUCUUCUUGGUUUUGUCACACUGGUUUUAGCUGGGCUGGUCUGAACUGGUCUUGAAAGUGUUUUUUUUUUUUUUUAUAAUUCCAGAUGUUUUUUGUGAUCAUGACAUGGACGGGCACAAAACUAAAAGCUAAUUUUAAGUGUUUAAGAUGAGAAUAAGUGUGUAUGUG